This is a messenger RNA of Nicotiana attenuata, 434 nucleotides long. RefSeq names its product gamma-glutamyl hydrolase 2-like. Gene Ontology annotation, molecular function: gamma-glutamyl-peptidase activity. Gene Ontology annotation, biological process: tetrahydrofolylpolyglutamate metabolic process. Gene Ontology annotation, cellular component: vacuole. The record is from RefSeq and is a predicted model, not a curated record. Lineage: Eukaryota; Viridiplantae; Streptophyta; Magnoliopsida; Solanales; Solanaceae.
CCCCGCUAUAUCAAGUCGCGUUGACCCUAUAAAUUUUAUCAUCCUAACUUUCGUAUUUGGGGAGGAGAAAACCAAAAACCAAAUUCUCCUCCUAAAUCACAUCAUUCAUUUCACCAAUACUGUUAUCAAUCCAAAUGGGGACCUACUUUUGGAUUUCCUUUUUCACAAUUCUCAUCCAAUUAAUGGCUACUGUAAAAUCCCAGCAGCUAAUCGAGUCCCAAUUGAAUACCCCUAGCUGUCCUGGACCCGACCCGACACUUAAUUACCGGCCGGUCAUCGGAAUUGUUAGUCAUCCCGGCGACGGCGCUUCGGGGCGGCUCAAUAACGGCACUGAUGUCUCCUACAUCGCAGCUUCUUACGUCAAGUUUGCUGAAAUGGCUGGUGCUAGAGUUAUUCCUCUUAUUUAUACUGAGCCUCCUGAAAUUCUCAAUCAA